CAGCGCGACGACGGCCGCACGUCGCGACUCUAUUUUGACGUCCGAAAUAAUAGUGUUAAGUGAAAAUGCCUAACAUAAUAAACGAAGUUAAAUUGGACUUUAAAGACGUGCUACUAAGACCCAAAAGAAGUACGUUAAGGAGCAGAAACGAUGUGGAUCUGUACCGGGAGAUCACGUUCCGCAACUCGGGGCAGACGUACCGAGGAGUGCCCGUCAUGGCCAGCAACAUGGACACCGUCGGCACCUUCGAGAUGGCCAAGGAGCUCUCCAAGCACGGACUGUUCACGUGCAUCCACAAGUACUACACGAUCGACGAGUGGGUGAAGUUUGCGACGGACCACCCGGAGUGCCUUGAGCAGAUGGCGGCCAGUUCAGGAACAGCCGAAGCCGACUUUGAGCGUCUCUCAGAGAUCCUGAACAACGUGAAAGAGCUGAAAUUCGUGUGCCUUGACGUCGCUAACGGCUACUCGCAACACUUUGUGGAGUACGUCAGGAGGGUGCGGGCGGCGUAUCCUACGCACACCAUUAUCGCUGGCAACGUUGUAACUGGAGAAAUGGUAGAAGAACUCAUUCUAUCUGGUGCUGACAUUAUAAAGGUGGGCAUCGGCCCAGGCUCCGUGUGCACCACGCGCAUCAAGACGGGCGUGGGCUACCCGCAGCUGUCUGCCGUCAUCGAGUGCGCGGACGCCGCUCACGGGCUCAAGGGACACAUUAUUUCUGACGGUGGCUGCACCUGCCCCGGCGACGUGGCUAAAGCUUUUGGCGCGGGCGCAGACUUCGUGAUGGCUGGCGGAAUGUUUGCUGGUCAUGACCAGUGCGGAGGCGACGUGGUGACCACAGCUGACGGGAGGAAGGUCAAGCUGUUCUAUGGCAUGUCCUCAUCUACAGCCAUGCUGAAGCACUCUGGAGGGAUUGCGGAUUACCGGUCUUCGGAAGGUAAAACCGUAGAAGUCGAAUACAGAGGGGACGUUGCAGCAACCGUAAAGGACAUCUUAGGAGGACUUCGGUCGGCGUGCACUUACGUGGGGGCGGCACACCUUAGGGAACUCCCCAGAAGGGCCACCUUUAUCCGGUGCUGCAGACAAGUCAACGACAGCUUUUCGUAAGCUGUAUGUCCUGUGUCCUGGGUAGGUCUUGUGAGACUCUUUUUUAGGAAUAAGGAAUGAGCUGGAGAAACUUAUUAAUUCUACUUAAAAUCUUUGGAGAUGAAACAGCAAUUUUGGAGAAGCAAUUUUAUUACAACUUGGUUGAGUUAACUACGCACCUGGCGGGCCGUGACGUCCCAUUGAUGCUCUGGUACGGACGGGGCGGUGUGUGCGAGUGAGUCGCAUUCCAGCGAGGUACGCAGUUAACUCGACCGGGUUGUAGUUGCUAUGUAGGUAAUAUGGAUAUAGGUAAUAUUCUUUUGAGAAUUUACCACGCUACAUCACAGUCAAAAAUAUUCAGAACGGAAACAUACAAAUUUCUCAGUAAUUAACUAACUACUAAGAAGAAUAUUCAGAAUUUUAGCACAUUUUUUCAAUUCAAAAUGUAGGUAGGACAAAUAUCUGAAAAAGGGUCACACAAGAAGGGUCGAUCAGACUUCAAGUUAGAAGUGUUUCUGGCUUUGAUGAAGCUAGGCUUUUUUUUCUUCUUAGCUUUUCUUCAUGGCUUUUCGAACUUCGUUAAUCGGGUGGUUUUAUGAACUAAAGAUUGUAAAGAUGGAAAUAUUGGCUCUUCCAAAUAAUACCUUUUGAGCAAACCUCACACUAAGGGCUCUGUUAACCUGUUUUUUUCAGAAUCUCGUUUAGUAUUUAUACGUGUUUUAAUAUUAACAUUCACCCUAACAUCUUGUUUGCUGUGUCCCGCCAAAUUCAGAAACGUUAGAAUUUGGAAUUCGGGAAUAAACGGGAUUCUGAAAAAAACGGGAUAAACAUCUUGGUGGGAAAAGGCCCUAGCUAGGUCUAAUAACCUUUUUAUUUGGAAGACCCCAAAGGUACGCCCAAUGUAUUAGGUAAAAUGAGAUGGCCUAAUCCAAGUCUUAAGUCUAGCUUCAUCAAACUAGAAGUUUCACAAGUAAAUGCUUGUAGACUCUUUUAUUACUAGUUAAGUCUUAAUUCUGAAGUGUUAUUGAUUCUCGAAGAAAUAGAAAUAAAUAAAACAGGGGAGAGAGUUGCCGCCGAUGAAUAAAAAAGUGAAUAAAAAUUCUUAAUCAAUUUAAGGUUUAUCCAUGUAUUAAGUCUUCUUUAUUAUCAUUACAGAGUAGGUUGAAUUUUUCCACCUCAAGGGUGUCAUAUACACUUAAUAAUUUAUUCAUUUAUUUGUCACCAAGAUGGAAUGAUGAAGAUGAAGAAUCUAUCUCACUGCGUCUUGCUGAAAAAAAAAACAAGUUUGUUUCUUUUUCUUCGAGGGUUAAACUACGCGCAAAUGUUGUGAAUUGUGAUGAAUGUCAGUGUUCAAAUUUUAUGUAGAACUAAUCCUAAGGCUGGCCGCUAGGUAGAACGUGAAAGCUUCUUGUUGUGAUUUCAUUGUACAAUAGAGAUUAUCUCAAUGUAGAUAAUAAUGUCGGAUUUGGAUUGAAAACAGAUUUUUCGAAGGCUUAUCUUCAUUCAUAGAUUGAAUGGAUACUAGCAAUGCAGCAAUCAAGUUUGGAGAGGCUACUCCCAAAAACGUCACAUUGUCAUGUAGGCCUAAGAUGCGCGCCGUGAUAACUUUUAUCGACGUCAAAAUUGCAAUUGAAGACAAACCGCUUAUCGCGGCGCGCAUCUUCUUAGGCCUACUGGAGUUGAAUGUGUCCAUGCCUCUCGCACCAAGCUGAUGUUUGUUCGAGCGACAGUGAGAGAUAGAACCAAAACUAUGAAAAACGGCGUUACGGAGUAGCUCUGUAGGCCUAGACAAGUGGCACAUCGUAUCUUUUCACGGAGCGAUGUAACUCCAUCCAAAAAACGUCAAAGCUAAGGCCUUUCGACAAUACAACUCUUGUCUCGCCACUUGUCUAGGGGGGCUUGUUGUAUCUUUAUUUUCAAUCGAAAUAAGUACAAAUCCAACAUAAUUAAUAAUUGAGAGAUGGUCUUUAUUACUUUUAAAUGAAACAUACCCCUGAUGUUGUCAGUUUUUGUAUGUUCUGUAUUCACAAAUUUCAGUGGACAGCCUGAAGGAUCCUAAUGUUAUAAUUUAAAAGGCAUUUCGAGGUUUUAGUGAAGUUUACCGACACUAUUUAGGUCAAAAUAUUACGUAGGCAAACGCUUGCGAAUCUGCACAAAUAUGUAAUACAUAACUAGGUACUUAAACAAUUAUUAGGAUAGGGUCAUUAAGGGUCUCCCGUUAGCUGGAAUUUGUUGUAUUUUUGUUUUGAUUUUCCUCUUGUGUUGAAAUAGCUUUUGCUAAGAGUCCAAAAUUGUUAUUCAUUCUUGGUAAGAAUUUAGACUUUUAAUCAGGUGAGAUGCAGGCCAAGACCAUAUUCGUUGUAAAUGUGGAUUGAGGAAUCUAGGAUGAAGAGACUAGUGCCUUUAAUGCCUUUGUAAAAGUUCAGAAACUUGUGGAGCUCUAGAAAACAAAAUGACAGACUCCUAGGGCACUUUGAUGCUAUUACGAACUAUUAUAUUCAGAACUUUACGGGAGACUCUUAAUUGUUAACGACUCUGCCUUACAAAUAGUCUCAAAUUUUGAUCUUUCUAGCUUAAUAUCUCAUGCUGGUGCUAUAUUGAAGUAAAAUAGUCGCGGGUAAGACAUAGAACGGACAAAUAGUUUAAUAUUACUAAAUAAUUCCAUAGUAUUCAAUAGAAAUGUAUCAAAGUUAGCUAAUUUAGAAAUGGUUAAGUUAACUAAAGACUUGUCAAUAUGAUAGUAAUAGGUUUAGGGCUUAACUCAGUGUCUGAGGUUUAAGACUGGCAUGGGAGGGGUGAUUUUGACAUUUAUAACAUGACAGAGCAUACAAACCUGAAGUCGCCUCUGUGGUCUAGUGGUAAGACCACCUGCUUCAGACGCAGAGGUCCCGGGUUUGGGAAUUUGGUUGGUGGUAGGGCUUGUUCUAAGUCCGCCUGGCUAGCUACCACCAUCUUACCUAAGUCUGUCGCCAUAACAACAAUGUUAGCAGCGUUGUUGUGUUCCGUCAGUUAGAGGUAAGAUGGCCAGUUCCUCCGGGUGAAGCUCGCUUCCACCUUCGGCCUGAUCAUCACUUACCAUCAGGUGAGAUACAGGCCAAGAGCUUCCUCGUUGUGGAUUAAAAAAAAAGUC
Ostrinia nubilalis (European corn borer) is the source of this 4215-nucleotide messenger RNA. Its product is annotated as GMP reductase 1-like. Gene Ontology annotation, molecular function: GMP reductase activity. Bases 66 to 1106 code for a protein of 346 amino acids. The transcript is spliced from 8 exons. Lineage: Eukaryota; Metazoa; Arthropoda; Insecta; Lepidoptera; Crambidae. The record is from RefSeq and is a predicted model, not a curated record. Gene Ontology annotation, biological process: nucleotide metabolic process. Gene Ontology annotation, cellular component: GMP reductase complex.